Mycotypha africana is the source of this 723-nucleotide messenger RNA. RefSeq lists its product as uncharacterized. The record is from RefSeq and is a predicted model, not a curated record. Lineage: Eukaryota; Fungi; Mucoromycota; Mucoromycetes; Mucorales; Mycotyphaceae. Bases 1 to 723 code for a protein of 240 amino acids. The transcript is spliced from 6 exons.
AUGGCAGUUUAUGCAGCCAUCUGGAAGCUCAGUAGCAUCAGUUGUUGCCUGAUCUACUUCACUGAAUAUUCUCAACCUCCAACGAGACGCAGCUCAAAAAUAAUUCCGAUAUUCCGCCGAGGCACCGCUCAAACCACUCUCGACUUCCUCUAUGCAACACCCACUCUUGGACAGCACUUAUUAGAUCUAAGAGUUUUAUUAGGCCUUAGUUUUUUAGUUGUGAAAGAGAGGGAAAAACUGCCAUAUAGGCUAAAAUUGCCUUUUGAUACUGUCUGUAUAGUUUUUGAACUAAACUAUAACAAGCUUCCCAUUCAGAAAUUGAAAGUGGAAACCUGCCAGGGAAAUAACUGGGCUAGAUUAACAACUGGAACUCACGCUGUGCCAUCCGGUUCAUCUGCAGUGCUUCAUGUUGUUUCGAAAAAGCCCCCUCCCAAACCAGAAACAGACACUGUUGCUGAAAAGAAGAGAAAGGAUAAUAGUGGAAAGAAAAGGAGUGUAGCUGAGAUUAACGACGACAAAGAAAUUCAGAAAGACGACACCAGAGCAAUUGAUAGCUAUGAAUUAAAUUUAGCAGCAUCUUUUCCUCUUAUUAUGUUUUAUUCACUUCCAGUAUUUGACCGACAAAUAAUACUUGAAACGUACUAUCGAAUCCGUACGACUCACCGUACCCUACCAGCCCUCCAGCAUUCCACAAGCCACUCCCUUCAGGUUAUCCACGAUUAA